Messenger RNA from Lemur catta (Ring-tailed lemur), 3337 nucleotides. RefSeq names its product mannosidase endo-alpha like (gene MANEAL). Lineage: Eukaryota; Metazoa; Chordata; Mammalia; Primates; Lemuridae. Gene Ontology annotation, cellular component: Golgi apparatus. The record is from RefSeq and is a predicted model, not a curated record. The transcript has 4 exons. Bases 288 to 1661 code for a protein of 457 amino acids. Gene Ontology annotation, molecular function: alpha-mannosidase activity.
CCCCUGCUCCCUCGGCCCCGGCACUCGCAGCUGGCGGGCCUUCCUCUCCAUCCCGCCCGUCCCCCCUCGGCCGGCGACCGCUUGGUCGGCGCCGCUGCGUCCCGUGUGUGCCGGGCCCGCCCGCACUGCGGGGGCGGGGCCGGGAGCCGCCCACGCCGCGCUCGGGGCUCUGCGCGCCGUCUCGCUGGGACGCGUGCGGGCUGCGCGGCGCGCGGGAGCCGGUCGGGCGGCCAUGGCGCUGCGCGCGGGGAGGUAGCCGGGCCGGCGAGCGGAGCGCAGGGGCCGCCAUGGCCAGGCGGCGGCGCCGCGCCUGCAUCGCGCUGUUCCUGGUGCUGCUCUUCGCCUUCGGCACCCUCAUGGGCCUGCGCACGCUCAAGGCCCCGGACGGACUCCCGGCGCUGGGCCCGGGCCUGGAGCUGGCGCCCUUUGAGCGACGCCCGGAGGGGGCCCCCGCGCCCGCCGCCCGGGCCCCGGCCGCCCCGGCCGCGCCACCCCCGCCGCCGCCGCCGCCCCGCACGGCGGACCCUGGCAGCUCCCCCGGGCCGGCCCCGGCGGAGGCCGAGCCCGCCCCCGGGCAGAGUCUCCGCGUCUACUCGGACCUGCACGCCUUCUACUACUCGUGGUACGGGAGCCCGCGGCGCGAGGGCCACUACGUUCACUGGGACCACGUCAUGGUGCCGCACUGGGACCCCAAGAUCUCGGCCAGCUACCCCCGCGGCCGCCACAGCCCCCCAGACGACUUGGGCUCCAGCUUCUACCCGGAGCUGGGGCCCUACAGCUCCCGGGACCCCGACGUGCUGCGGGAGCACAUGACCCAGCUCAAGGAGGCCGCCAUCGGCGUCUUGGUCCUGUCCUGGUACCCACCUGGCAUGGCUGAUGAUAACGGGGAACCCUCAGAUGACCUGGUGCCUGCCAUUCUGGACACCGCCCAUCAGUUCGACAUCCAGGUGGCCUUCCACAUCCAACCCUACAAGGGCCGGGAUGACAUCACUGUACAUGACAACAUCAAGUACAUCAUUGACACGUAUGGCUCCCAUGGUGCAUUUUACCGCUACAAGAACAGCAUGGGCAAGAGCCUCCCACUAUUUUAUAUCUACGACUCAUACCUGACGUCCCCUGAGGCCUGGGCCCACCUCCUGACACCAAACGGGCCCCACUCAGUCCGCAAUACCCCCUACGAUGGGGUCUUCAUAGCGCUGCUGGUGGAGGAGGGCCACACCCAUGACAUCCUGGCUGCGGGGUUUGAUGGCAUGUACACCUACUUUGCCUCCAAUGGCUUCUCCUUCGGCUCCUCCCAUCAGAACUGGAAAGCUGUGAAGAACUUUUGUGAUGCCAACAACCUCAUGUUCAUUCCCAGUGUGGGGCCUGGCUACAUAGACACCAGCAUCCGGCCCUGGAACAACCACAACACUCGGAACAGGGUCAACGGCAAGUACUAUGAGACGGCCCUGCAGGCAGCCCUGACAGUAAGGCCCGAGAUCGUCUCCAUCACCUCCUUCAAUGAGUGGCACGAGGGCACCCAGAUUGAGAAGGCCAUUCCCAAGAAGACGCCAACUCGCCUGUACUUAGACUACCUGCCUCAUCAGCCCAGCCUGUACCUGGAGCUCACCCGCCGCUGGGCGGAGCACUUCAUCAAAGAGAAGGAGCAGUGGCUGAUGUGAGGGGCCUGCAAACGGGGGAACGAGGGGCUAACGUCCCAGCCUUGCUGGGAGCUGUCACCAUGUGGGGCUCAGCUGAGGUUGUAGACACUCACUUAUUCAAGUCAGCAGCUGGGUGCUUAUGGGUGGGCCAUUGAGCCUGUUCCUCAGGCCAGUGGUGCUGGGGUGCUCUGCAGUGACGGGAAGCCAGGCGGUGUUUCAGAGGGAUCAGUAGAGGCUGGCAGGCGACUGGACUUAGCCUAGGGCAGCGCCACAUCUUCAGAACACUUUCACAUAAUCCCUUCUAGCUUUGAGCUCUGUGGCAGGUUGGUGUUGUGUAGUGGAGUCCCCCAGUCACUGUUUUUGGAAGGGUGUCAGGGUCUGGGCCAGCAUGCACUCCUUCUGCCAGCCUGUGCCCUCUUCAGGCCUCCUUCCCACAUCAUCUGUCUUCUCUAAGUUAGGGAACCAUAUGUGAGACUUUCUGAAAGGGCAUUUCUAGGUUUAAGCUCUUCCCAGUAGACUCCUGAACCCCAUCAGGACAUAAUCCUGAGCAUUCGUUCAACACUCGCUAAUCAAGCACCUUACUAUGUGCUAGGUGCUGCGGAAAACUUGACCAAGGAAUGGUUCCUGUCCCCCUGACACUUGCAGGAUCCAGCUUCCUUAUCUGGUGUGGCCUUGUAGCUGGUGCCUGGGCACAGUUGUGUUUUUCUUUUUGCAGUUUUACCUAGCGCUGGGAAUUCAGUUCCGUUUCCUCUAUAAAAAAAAAAAAAAAAAAAAAAAACCUCCGCGCGCUCCAGAACUCACUUUUCCCAGAUUUGGCUCCAGGGAGAGGACUAGGAUACCCCCCUCCCUUUAGCUGCCUGAACUGAAUGAGACCCACUCUCUAGAGCCAUUUUCAGUGCUACUGUGAUUUGUAUUUAUUAAAUAUGAAGUGGUAUUCUCAAGCAAGCAUUCCUUUUGCUCUCUUCAACACCUCACAGAUCUGACUUCAGUCAGAUUCUGUGACUCACUGACAUAUGGGCAGGGCUAGCUAUAGUUUUAGCACAAUGAAGAGUGGAUUUGCUUCAGAAAUUACUAGUUUAAAGGAAAUUUAUUUCUACAGGAAAUAGUUAACAAACUGGUGGCUUAUUUACAAAUUAACUAAUAUGCUAAUUACAGGGACCCUCAUUAAAGCAGGCCUCUAGAACACCUUCUUGGUAAGAUUCUUAGGAUAUACUUGAAAAAUAUGUGCACAGGAAACCACUGUACUAAGAUUAUGGGCUCAAGAAUUGGAAUUCUGGGAACUGGGGUACAAGAAGGGAGGGGGGAAGUAAACCCCAAUGGUCACCACAAGGACAUGCAGCCCCAGUUAGGUAACUGAUCCUAAAUCCCACCGGAUAGAUGAGCAGGCCUGGCCACCUGGCUUAACUGGGGAAACCAGGGCAGGCAGGGCUGGACGUUGACCUGUAGUAAUUUGCAGAAGGUAGCAACACUGAGGCUUCAUUUCACAGAUACACAAUUUUGGAAAAUACUAAAAAGUAUGUCAAGGCCAGGGGGCAGGGACAGCCAUUCUCCCACAUUGCUGAUGGCAGUGUAACGUGAAUUCAGUUCUUUUGAAGGCUAAUCUCUAUCAAGAGCCAUAAAAACGUUCGUAUACUUUGAUCUAAUACGCCUACCCUAAGGAAAUAAUUCAAAAGAAAAAUAAACCAUUUACAAAUAUG